AUGGGGGUCUGUUGCAGUUGUUUAAAGAAUCCGCAAGGUAAUUAUGUCGGGAAUAAUGGUGUGACCAGCACGUCUGCAGAUGAUUCUAGUAUCUUACCUAUUGCAGAUAAUGAAAGAGAGGCCGUUACCAAAUUAUUGAGUUAUUUAGAAGAUAAAGAUAACCUUGAUUUCUAUUCAGGAGGUCCAUUAAAGGCAUUAACGACGUUAGUGUAUUCGGAUAAUCUGAAUUUACAGAGAAGUGCAGCUUUGGCGUUUGCUGAAAUAACGGAAAAAUACGUUAAACAAGUGAAUAGAGAUGUAUUAGAACCUAUUUUGAUACUUUUACAGAAUAAUGAUCCUCAGAUCCAAGUUGCUGCCUGUGCUGCUUUGGGAAAUCUAGCGGUGAAUAAUGAAAAUAAGUUGCUAAUUGUGGAAAUGGGGGGUCUUGAACCUCUUAUCAGUCAAAUGAUGGGUGAUAACGUCGAGGUACAGUGUAAUGCUGUCGGUUGUAUUACUAAUCUGGCCACUAGAGACGAUAAUAAACACAAGAUUGCCACUUCUGGAGCGCUAGUGCCCUUAACAAAAUUGGCUAAAUCAAAACAUAUUAGAGUUCAAAGAAAUGCAACGGGUGCUCUAUUAAAUAUGACGCAUUCUGGUGAAAAUAGAAGAGAACUGGUAAAUGCCGGUGCUGUUCCAAUACUUGUACAAUUAUUAUCGUCUUCUGAUCCUGAUGUUCAAUAUUAUUGUACUACCGCAUUAUCUAACAUCGCGGUAGAUGAAGAAAAUAGACAAAAACUAUCACAAAAUGAACCAAGAUUGGUGUCUAAGUUGGUCAAUUUGAUGGAUUCAACUUCUUCAAGGGUGAAAUGUCAAGCUACUUUAGCUUUACGAAAUCUAGCAUCGGACACUAGUUAUCAAUUAGAAAUUGUUAGAGCAGGCGGAUUACCACAUUUAGUUAAAUUAAUUCAAAGCGAUUCCAUACCUUUAAUUCUUGCGAGUGUAGCAUGCAUCAGAAACAUUUCAAUUCAUCCAUUAAAUGAAGGUCUCAUAGUGGAUGCAGGUUUCUUAAAACCUUUAGUACAUCUAUUAGAUUAUAAGGACUCCGAAGAAAUUCAAUGUCAUGCUGUUUCCACUUUAAGAAAUCUGGCCGCAUCAUCGGAAAAGAAUCGUAAAGAAUUUUUUGAAAGUGGUGCCAUUGAAAAAUGUAAAGAAUUAGCUCUAAAUUCUCCAAUCAGUGUGCAAAGUGAAAUUUCUGCAUGUUUUGCUAUCUUAGCUUUGGCAGAUGGUUCUAAGUUGGAUCUAUUAAAUUCAGAUAUUCUAACUUCUUUAAUCCCAAUGACAUUUUCAGAAAAUCAAGAAGUUUCAGGUAAUUCUGCUGCUGCUUUAGCUAAUUUAUGCUCAAGAAUCAACACUUAUAAUAAAAUUAUUGAAUGUUGGCAAACACCAAACGGUGGUAUUCGUGGAUUUUUAAUAAGAUUCUUGAAAAGUGAUUACGCAACUUUUGAACAUAUUGCUCUUUGGACAAUUUUACAAUUAUUGGAAAGUCACAAUAAUGAAAUUCUAGGCUUCUUUAAAAAUGAUAAUGAAUUAAUUGAAGAUGUGAAGAAAAUGUCGGAAACUACUUUUGAAAGAUUGCAAAGAUCUGGUAUUGAUGUUAAUAGACAAUCAACUAGCGACGAAAAUAACGAAUCUAGCAACCAUCUUGAUAAUGAUGAAAUGAGUAAUUCAAGAAGUUCUGAGCCUUUUGAGGAUGCAAGUUUAGAACUAUACAACAUUACGCAGCAAAUUUUGGAAUUUUUGAAUUAG
Molecule: messenger RNA, 1785 nt
Organism: Kazachstania africana CBS 2517
Lineage: Eukaryota; Fungi; Ascomycota; Saccharomycetes; Saccharomycetales; Saccharomycetaceae
Gene: VAC8
Product: protein anchor VAC8
Exons: 1
Coding region: 1-1785 (594 amino acids)
Biological process (GO): vacuole inheritance; nucleus-vacuole junction assembly
Cellular component (GO): fungal-type vacuole membrane
Molecular function (GO): protein-membrane adaptor activity; protein binding
Source: RefSeq, a predicted model, not a curated record